UUUUACAUUUCCCAGCAAUAUACUUAAAAAUAAAAUAUAUAACUGCAAUCACGAACGUUGCUGACAAUUUCGCGGAGGGAUCUAUACGCGGUCUCUGGCUCUGGUGUGGAGGGGGAUUUGAAUCGCCUUCUGCUCUUUCUUAAAAAAAUUUUUAUAUUGUUAUAAACGUCCGUUAAGACACUUGUGUUCUUUUUAUAGCAUAAAAGACCCGAAUGUUCUUUUAUAUAUUUUUUAACGAGAGACAACCAAAGAAUCUAAAUCCACAAGAUGGCUACAGCAGAGAUCAGCACUGUCUCCUGUGAGGGUGAUCAGGAGGGAGCUGCGUCGCCUCCCCCAGUAGAGGACAUCCCCUCAGUUUUAAAUCAAACCUCAGCCCCCCUGAAUUUUUCUGAGCUCACCCCGAGUCAGUUUGGCAUCUCUGUGCAGAGUUUUACCCCAGCAGCAUCAUCAAAUCGCAAAGAUAAGUCUCGUCUAGCACAGCUGAAAGCCAGGCGGAGGUCCAGUGUUGGCGUCCGGGGCUCCCCAGAGACAAAUUCUCUCAUCUGCUUCAUGGCACAACAGAAGAGGAAGACUCCACCGGCAUCCCAAACUCCAGAGCUUGUCAGAAGUAGCCCCUUCCUUCCCCGGGUCGCCUCCACGCUGAGGCAGAAGAUGGCUUCCUUCCAGAGCCUGAUGGAUGUGGAGGAGAAUGAUGCCUGUGAUCCGGUGCCAGCGCAGGACAGCAACACUGGAGGAUGCAUCAAGACAAGAGAUUAUCUGUCUGAUGGGAACAGCCAUGGUGGAGGGAAGGAGAACAACCCUCCAAUGACGCCUACACCCAGCAAGAGGAGGCGCACCAGCAGCCCCCCCGAAAGCUGCAGUGUGGAGAUUAGAGAGGCCAGCACGCCUACCCUCUCCUCCACUUUGAUGGAGCAGGAGGAUAAGGUCUUUGAACUCCAAAGCCUCAGCCGACCACCUCCUGAUGAUCCUGCAGCCGUUUCGCCACCGCAGCGUUCCUCCCCCUUCCGCAUCCCCUCACUCCCUUUGUUGCUGGAGAUGAAGCCCACAGCCUUUGAGGCUCGGUGCACAGUGGCUUGCUCCAGUAUUGUUUUCCCUUCGGUGGAGGAGAUUGGCUCUGCUGUGGCCAGUGAUACAGAAUGGGCGUGGGAUGCCCAGCCGUUGAAUUUAAACAGUGCCUUCUACGAGGAGUCUCUCUCUCAGCUUCUGACAGAGUCUGACACCAACCCCAGCACAACCUCCCAGAUGGAUGACCAGUCUGAGCCUGACUCCCUGCCAGAGAAGGAGAAGCAACCAGACGCUGGAGUUGGAGGUCCAACUGCAGCCCGAUCCAGCAACAGAAGGAGAAAGCCAGCACCAAAACAAGAACUUGGAAGCGAACCUCAAGCUUGCUCCAGCAGCCGAAAGAGGAAGCUGCCAGAAGAGAGUGAACCUGUGAAAAGGUCGGCACGGUCUGCUGCCAAGUUGGCCUCUGGGAAGAUGAAGACGACCUCCAGCACGACACGUCGAUGGAACAAGGACGUAGACCGCUCGCUGUACGGCUCGCGUGAAUAUGCCUCCAAGAACCCCGCCCUGAGUCCCAUCACCGAGAGGCUGUCCUUCAUCACUCAGUCUCCAACAGCACAGGAGACUCGUUCAAUCAGCUGUACGGCUCCAGAUCAGGAAACCCAGCUGAAUCCUGAGGUAACUAAUGAAACUCAAGUGAUACACGACCUCGCUGUGACAAAUGCCUCAGAAGCCACUGUAGAAGAUUCUGUCACAUCGCCCAGCUUGAGUGAAAAAAGUGCCGCCGGGCAGGACAGCAGGCUGUUGGGGGUGAGGGUCAGAGGAAGACGCCUGAAGAAAAGGAAGGUCAGUAUCCCUGACAGUCACCUGACCAGAGGAGAGACACAGCAGCAGCUCUAUGAAGAGCAAACCACUACAAGCCUUGAGCUAUCAACAAGAACCCCUUCUGUACAUGAAGAGAGACAAGAAGACACUGUAGAACUUUGUGCCCAGACCUCUGCAGAUACAUCCUGCACAGAGUCAGAAUGUCACGUGAGUGCACAUGUACCUACUUCAGACUGCCCGAACAACACCGAGCCAGCACAAGGGAAAGCCAAGCGCGGCAGGAGGAGCUCUGUAAGCAGCUCAGUGACAGCAGAGCAGGAGAACUGUGUAAAGAAGCACCAAACCAGCUGUGAAGAGGAGGAGGAGGAAAGACAGGGAGACCGAGCAGCAAGCUCACAGGAAAACAUCCAGUCAAGCUCUGAUAGCCAGGAAGAGGGGGAAACAGCUCAUGUGGACCUUGCUCCCUGGCAAGCUGACUUUAAUUUUGAGGAUGUGUUUAAACCAGUUUGCACUAGAGGGCAGCGCUCAGUGCGCCGCAGCCUGAGAAACCAGAGCAAAGCUGAGAACAGCAGCAGUGCAGGGCUCACCUGGCUGCCUCGUACUUCUCCCGAGUCCAGCAAAGAGACCCGCAGGAGGACCCGGGGCCGUCGGCUCAGUGCUGCUCUGCCCAGCCAGCCUUCACUCACUGAGGAGGCAGGAGAUGCCUCCUGAGACCAUUUAGCUAACUUAAUGAACUGAGAUUAAGAGGGAAUAAAAAAUACAUUGAUUACACCUCCACACGCCACUGAUUCCCCAAAAGAGGAGACUGAUUGUUUCACACUUAGCUAAAACAUUGAUUUUUUUUUUCUUUUGUUUCUUUCUCUGUGAAUUAUUAGAGAUGACCAGCAAUUUGUGAGUGGUUUCCCUCCAGUAACUAAGCUAGUCAAUAUGCUGAGAGCUCAAUCAUCUCUGCUGACCACCUAAUCAAUAUCGUGGCACUCAGCUGGUAAUCACAGUGCAUCUUCAGUCUGCCUCUACAAAGUCACUGGAUCAGGCAAUGAAGUCAAUAUCUGCUCCUGAGGCUGGAUGAAGAUGGCUGCGUCGCAUUCACCAAAUGUGUCAGCCAAAGGCAGGCGGCCUUUACACAGAGAACUUAAAUGAAUGUGCUCAAGUAAUUCUGCUCAAUUGUGAUUGGUGGUUGUUGUUUUUUUAAUGAUCUAAACAGUUGUGGUUAGUGAAAUGUCAAACUGUACCUUACAAGCAUCUGCUUCUAACUACAUAUAUUGCCUCCAUGUAAAGAUGGCACAUUAGAACAAACUGUGUUCAUUUAAAAGGAUGCUUUAGAUUCAUUUAGAGCAAAUUAAUCCAGAUAAUAAAGCAGCCGCUUGUCUCCACAAA
Molecule: messenger RNA, 3204 nt
Organism: Neolamprologus brichardi
Lineage: Eukaryota; Metazoa; Chordata; Actinopteri; Cichliformes; Cichlidae
Source: RefSeq, a predicted model, not a curated record